Closterium sp. NIES-67 is the source of this 284-nucleotide messenger RNA. The record is from the annotation of a GenBank genome assembly. NCBI's taxonomy places the organism in Eukaryota, Viridiplantae, Streptophyta, Zygnematophyceae, Desmidiales, Closteriaceae.
UACUAGCCAUGCAGCAGUGUGGGUGGGCAACGGAAACGGUUAGGGGGAGAGAGAGAAGGAGAGGGAAGGAGGAUGAGAUGAGAGAAGGGAGGAAAAGGAAGGAGAAGGGGAGGAGGAGGAGGAGGAGGAGGAGGAGGAGGAGGAGGAGGAGGAGGAGGAGGAGGAGGAGGAGGAGGAGGAGGAGGAGGAGGAGGAGUGUGAGGAGAGAAGGGUGGAGAGGGUGCUGGGGGACCCCUAGGACUGUACCGUAUUUUUGAGAAAUCUCAAAAAUACCCAGCAAACUG